Gasterosteus aculeatus aculeatus (three-spined stickleback) is the source of this 2313-nucleotide messenger RNA. RefSeq names its product suppressor of tumorigenicity 7 protein-like. The record is from RefSeq and is a predicted model, not a curated record. Lineage: Eukaryota; Metazoa; Chordata; Actinopteri; Perciformes; Gasterosteidae. Gene Ontology annotation, molecular function: protein binding.
GACUCCUCUGUUUACAGGCAUCCGGAGAAACAUGGAGGACACCGCUGGCAGUAAUCCCCAAUCUCUCGGAUUUACAGAGAAGUUAAAGUCUUGGCUCUCUUGGUCAUGGACCUACGUGUGCUUCAUUUGGUUCGGCAUGGUGCUGAUCAUGAUCUACGUCCUGUGGAGCCCGCUGAAGCUGCAGGAAUCCCUCACCUCAGCUUCGAUGUUUCUGAACACGUUGACCCCCAAAUUCUAUGUGGCUCUGACCGGAACCUCUUCUCUCAUCUCCGGGCUCAUCCUUAUAUUUGAGUGGUGGUAUUUCCGUAAAUACGGGACCUCGUUCAUUGAGCAAGUGUCGGUGAGCCACCUGCGUCCUCUUCUGGGUGGAGUGGAGAGCAGCUCCACCACCGGCCUGUUUGCAUCGGUCAACGGAGAAGCCGAGCCUCGGCCCAGUGUUUCAGAGUGUAAGGUCUGGAGGAACCCUUUGAAUCUGUUCAGAGGAGCAGAGUACAACCGGUACACCUGGGUAACAGGGAAGGAACCCUUGACGUACUAUGAUAUGAACCUGUCAGCUCAAGACCAUCAGACCUUCUUCACGGGAGACACUCCACAGUUGAGACCAGAAGAUGCUGUGAUGCAGAAAGCCUGGAGGGAGAGAAAUCCUCAAGCCAGGAUCAGAGCCGCUUAUCAGGCCAUAGAAAUGAACCAGGAAUGCGCUGCAGCCUACGUGCUUCUAGCAGAGGAGGAAGCCACAACCAUCACAGAAGCUGAGCGCCUCUUCAAAAAAGCCCUUACUAUUGCUGGAAAAGACAUCAACUUGCUGGUGUACAUUAAACGCAGACUGGCAAUGUGUGCACGCAAGCUCGGUCGGAUUAAAGAAGCGGUGAAAAUGAUGAGAGAUUUAAUGAAGGAAUUCCCACUUCUGGGAAUGUUAAAUAUACACGAAAACCUCUUGGAGGCCCUUCUAGAGCUUCAGGCAUAUGCCGAUGUCCAGGCGGUCCUCGCCAAAUAUGAUGACAUCAGCUUGCCAAAAUCAGCCACUAUAUGCUACACAUCUGCCCUGUUGAAAGCGCGGGCUGUAUCAGAUAAGUUCUCGCCAGAGGCCGCGUCUCGGCGAGGGCUGAGCACGGCGGAGAUGAACGCCGUGGAGGCCAUACACAGAGCCGUCGAGUUCAAUCCACACGUGCCAAAGUACUUAUUAGAGAUGAAGAGCCUGAUCCUCCCUCCGGAGCACAUCUUGAAGAGGGGCGACAGCGAGGCCGUGGCGUACGCGUUCUUCCACCUGCAGCACUGGAAGAGGGCGGAGGGAGCCUUAAACCUCCUGCACUGCACCUGGGAGGGCACCUUCCGGAUAAUUCCCUACCCUCUGGAGAAGGGUCACCUGUUUUACCCCUACCCGGGGUGCACGGAAACGGCAGACCGGGAACUACUGCCCUCAUUCCACGAGGUGUCCGUGUACCCGAAGAAAGAGCUUCCCUUCUUCAUCCUCUUCACAGCGGGCCUUUGCUCCUUCACUGCCAUGCUGGCCAUGCUCACGCAUCAGUUCCCCGAGCUCAUGGGUGUCUUCGCCAAAGCAUUCUUCAGCACACUCUUUGCGCCGCUGGGUUUCUUCGCAGACAAGAUGGAAAGCUUCAUGCCGUCCAGUUUUUGGCACCAGCUGACUCGAAUCUGACCCCAUCUCACACACACACACAAGGCACAUAGAGACACGCACACACACACACACACACACACACACCAAUACCACUCCAAACCCUCAGACAAAAAGUGUUUGCUCUCCUGUCUUCAGCAUUACUGUCCACUUGCUGCAUUGUUACUGAUUACGUUGGCUGAGGUCGUGUCAACACGGCGAAGCCACUCUCGGGACGCCCUCCCACGCUGUUCCAUCGGCCGCAGCAUUUCCAAGAGCACAUUUAGUGAAAACCUUCUGUAACCAUUCCAAGGGUUUCUAAUUAGUCAUGGCGUUCGCCCUGCAGCAGGUUGAAGAUUCGAAGUUUCCCACAAAGCCUCGCUGCGCAUUUCUGGUGCACAUAUUAAAUCAGGAGUUUGUUAGAGGCACUCUUCUGUUCCAUCACAAUAAUAAAUAAUUCAUGGGGCGGGGGGGGGCCUUGUUUUUAAUCUUACUGUCUGGUCAGAUGAGUAAAUAAGGUUUAACCGGCGCGUUACUGACACCCGGAACGUACACAGGAAUAACUGUAUGUACAGUAAGGACGCUCUUUGUGGAACAUGUUUACCAAUUUGGUCCCAUUGUUUCUCUUUUUCCGCGCUCAGUUAUUUAUUCCCACCACACAGAGGUCUCAUCGGAUCUCUGCGAUGGGACCCUGUGUGUCC